Messenger RNA from Notodromas monacha, 3979 nucleotides. The record is from the annotation of a GenBank genome assembly. NCBI's taxonomy places the organism in Eukaryota, Metazoa, Arthropoda, Ostracoda, Podocopida, Cyprididae.
GUGUUCCACAUUUGCCAGGCUGGAGACCGAAAGGACAGUUUCCUGUGUCCCAAUGGAACCGUGUUCAACCAACAAUACUUCGUCUGCGACUGGUGGUACAACGUGGAUUGCAGCAACUCUGAAAGCUUCUUUGAGCUCAACUCUCAAAUUGGACAAGCACCAGACGUGUCCAAUGUUCUCAAUGGAUACGCAGGACAGGCUUCCAAUGGCAUCAACAGUUAUGCAAGCCCUGGCGCAGGGUCUGCUAGUGGCAACGGGAACUCAAAUGGUGACUCUUACAGCAAUGGAGGUGGUCUAAAUGGUGCUGCUUCUGGUUACACCAAUGGCAAUGGUAGGAAUGGCAAUGGUGGCGCUUCUAAGGGCAGCAAUGGCUAUGGAAAUGGAGCAUCAAAUGGCAAUGGCUACUCAAAUGGUGGUGCAUCAAAUGGCAAUGGUUACUCAAAUGGUGGUGCAUCAAAUGGCAAUGGUUACUCAAAUGGUGCAACUUCAAAUGGCAAUGGCUACUCAAAUGGUGGUGCAUCAAGCAGCAAUGGUUUCUCAAAGGGAGGUGCAUCAAAUGGCAAUGGUUAUUCCAAUGGUGGUGCAUCAAAUGGUAAUGGUUAUUCCAAUGGAGGUGCAUCCAAUGGCAAUGGUUACUCAAAUGGCGGUGCAUCAAAUGGCAAUGGUUACUCAAAUGGUGGAGCAGCAAAUGGCAAUGGUUUCUCAAAGGGAGGUGCAUCAAAUGGCAAUGGUUAUUCCAAUGGUGGUGCAUCAAAUGGCAAUGGAUACUCAAAUGGUGGUGCAUCAAAUGGCAAUGGGUACUCAAAUGGUGGAGCAGCAAAUGGCAAUGGUUUCUCCAGCUCUGGGUCAGCCAGUGGAUUUGGAGCAUCAAAUGGCUACUCCAAUGGCGGAUCAAGCAAUGGAAAUGGUGCAUCACUUGCCAGUUAUGGAGUACCAACAAAUGGCAAUGGAUAUUCUAAUGGGGCAAGCAAUGGCAAGAAACCAUCAAAUGGAGGAGUCAGCAAUGGAAAUGGAUACUCAAAUGGAGGAGCAAAGUCCAAUGGUGGUUCCAAAAGUAAUGGAUAUUCAAAUGGUGGUGCCAAGGCUAAUGGACAAACCAAUGGUUAUUCAAAUGGAAAUGGGGCAAAGGCAAAUGGAUAUUCAAGCAGCAAUGGUGCUAAUACCAAUGGUUACUCUAAUGGCAAUGGAGCUAAAGCCAAUGGUGCCAAAUCUGGUGGGUACUCCAAUGGUAAUGGCAAUGGAGCCAAGGCUAAUGGCUACAAUGGAGCAAGCUCAAAUGGAUUCUCUAGUGCAGGAGGCAAUGGAAAUGGUUACUCCAACGGUGCCAAAAAUGGCAAUGGCUUCUCCAAUGGUGCAUCAAAAUCUAAUGGAUACUCCAAUGGUGCCUCUGCAGGAGGAAAUGGUUAUUCUAAUGGGGGUUCUCAAAGCAAUGGUUAUUCUAAUGGUGCUUCAGGAAGCAAUGGUUAUUCUAAUGGUGCAUCAGCUGCUGGAAGCAAUGGUUAUUCUAAUGGUGCAUCAGCUGCUGGAAGCAAUGGUUAUUCCAAUGGUGCCUCAGGAAGCAAUGGUUAUUCCAAUGGUGCCUCAGGAAGCAAUGGUUAUUCAAAUGGCGCAUCUGCUGCUGGAAGCAAUGGUUAUUCUAAGGGUGCAUCUGCUGCUGGAAGCAAUGGUUAUUCCAAUGGUGCAUCGGCUGCUGGAAGCAAUGGUUAUUCCAAUGGUGCCUCGGCUGCUGGAGGCAAUGGUUAUUCGAAUGGCGCAUCUGCGCUGGAAGCAAUGGUUAUUCCAAUGGUGCAUCUGCUGCUGGGAGCAAUGGUUAUUCCAAUGGUGCCUCUGGAAGCAAAGGUUAUUCAAAUGGUGCAUCUGCUGGGAGCAAUGGUGCCUCUGGAAGCAAUGGUUAUUCCAAUGGUGGAUCCAGCAGUAGCAAUGGAUACACAAAUGGAGCUUCUGCUGGAAAGGGAUACUCUAAUGGUGCAUCUACUGGCAAUGGCUAUUCAAAUGGUGCCUCAGCUAACAAAGGAAGUGGUGCCAGCAAUGGGAAUAAUGGUUACUCAAAUGGUGCUUCAAAUGGCAAUAGUUACUCAAAUGGUGCAUCCCUUGGGCAGAAUGGUGGAUCAAAAGCAAAAGCCAUUGAAUGGCAAUGGUCAAGCAUCAAGCUAUGGCGCCCCUUCAGCCAAUGGUAAUGGCUACUCAACUGGAGCAUCUGGAAAUGGAAAUGCAUUUUCUAAGGGCAAUGGUGGAUCAGCUGGUUAUUCAAAUGGAGGAUCCAAUGGUGCUGCGGGAUAUGCUAAUGGGAAUGGCGCCAAAAGUAAGAAUGGAUACUCAAAUGGUGCACCUGCACGCAAUGGAUAUUCUAAUGGUGCAUCCAAUGGCAAUGGAUAUUCUAAUGGUGCAUCCACUGGCAAUGGAUAUUCCAAUGGUGCAUCCACUGGCAGUGGAUACUCCAAUGGAGGAUUCAAUAGCUUUUCCAAUGGGGCUUCUAGUAGUGGCGUUUAUGCCAAUGGCGGAAAUGGAGCAAAAGCUUCAAAUGGUUACAGUUCCUUUGGAAAUGGUAACGGAAAUGGUGGCUACCAGAAUGGCGCCUCAUCUGGACAAGAGGGUGCAUAUGGUGCUCCAGCCCAGUCAAGUAAUGGCAAUGGAUAUUCCAAUGGCAAUGGUGCUGGUGUCUCCAAUGGCUAUGGUGCACCAUCUGCCAAUGGAAAUGGCGCAUCUCAACCAUCCCAAUCCUAUGGCGCCCCUGCUACCAACACUAAUGGUGCUUCCAAUGGAAAUGGUUAUUCCAAUGGUGGAUCCAAUGGUAAUGGGUACUCAAGCGCUCUUGGUUCAAAUGGCAAUGGUUUCUCUGGAUCCUCAAAUGGAAAAGGGUAUUCCAAUGGUGGUUCCAAUGGUGGUGCCAGCAAUGGUAAUGGAUACUCAAAUGGAGCAGCAUCCAAGGGAAGCAGCUUCUCCAAUGGGGCUUCAACUGGCAACGGAUAUUCCAAUGGUGGUUCUAACGGGAAUGGCUACUCAGAUGGUGCUCAAAAUGGGAAUGGUUAUGCAAAUGAAGCAGGUGGAGCUGCUCCUGAGGCCAGCUAUGGUCCUCCUGCAAGCAGCAAUGGCAAUUCCUACUCCGGAUGAUCUUAUCACUCUACUUAGCUUGCAAAAUAUUUGAUAGAUCCUCUAUAAGCACAGACCAUGUGGAUCUUUUACCACUGACAAUGUCUCCAUGCACUUCUUUUCUUUCUAUACCUCUUCUUUGGCUCAGCGUGCCAUAAUAUUGGUUUGUCCAAAAUGUGUCAAAAUGUGAACCUGUUUUUGCUGGCAAGUGAUGGUGUUGAUUUUAUGCUGUGUGUGUAUAGCAGGAAUCUUUCUACUGGGAAUUUUGUGGCAUUGUCUGCAGCAUGCAAUUACCUUUGAGAAAUUUCCAUGUAAAGACGUUUUUGUUGGUUAUAGUUAAUUUCCAUUGAGUUACCCAUGUCCAAGGAUAAGGAGACCCAUUGGAACUCAAACCAAUGAAAUUGUUGUCCUCUUCCAAUUUUUUUUUUUCAAUUUGUUCGCAGCUGACAGAUUUAUAUGUGUUUUAUUGUGUGGUAAAUGUCCUUUUCAUGUUGCCUCAGUUCUCCAAGUUUUCCAAGUUCAAAUAAUUUUGUGUUUAUGUUUUUAUGUCUACGUGUCCAUGUGUUUAAAGUGGUUACCACAAAAAGGAUUCGCGCUUCUGUGGGUUGCCAAGACAAAUUUGCUGUUGAGCUUUCUCAAGGUUUACCAGACUUUUCAGAAUUCUUGAACCCAUUUAUUUUUGGUAUUUGACCUAGUAUGAAGCAAAUUGGUUGUACAGUAGUUUGCUGCCGGAUUUCCAGCCCAUGGAAUUCAGGAGAACAAGUUAUUUUGAACCUGUAGAAAUGUUGUGCAUUGUAUAAACAGUUUUUAUGUACAUCCAUUUUUUGAACUAUGUUUUUCCAAUUUUUGAGAAGAUUGAAGAAUGAAACGACACGAAAAUGUUGAGCAA